Gekko japonicus is the source of this 2823-nucleotide messenger RNA. It is a transcript of the gene PRR5, whose product is annotated as proline rich 5. Gene Ontology annotation, biological process: TORC2 signaling. The transcript has 9 exons. The coding region runs from base 238 to 1482 and encodes 414 amino acids. Lineage: Eukaryota; Metazoa; Chordata; Lepidosauria; Squamata; Gekkonidae. Gene Ontology annotation, cellular component: TORC2 complex. The record is from RefSeq and is a predicted model, not a curated record.
CUGCCUCUUUGUGCAUUAGUUAAGUUCCUCCUGACCCUCAGCAUUCUCUGGUUGUUAUACCGGGAUGUAAGAAAAUACCUGCUGUUUCCAAAUGUUCCUACUCAGACCUGUUCUUUGAGCCAUUGAGCAGUUUCAUUUUUGAACAGCAAACGGAGAAGGUGCCGCUGCCUCCGCUGCGUGUGUGUGUGUUGUAAAAAGGAUGGUGUUUCUCUAGCUGCCACACGCACACAUUUGACCAUGAGGACUCUUCGCAGGUUGAAGUUCAUGAGUUCGCCCAGCCUCAGUGAUCUGGGCAAGAGAGAGCAGGCAGCCUUGGAUGAGCGGGGAACCCAGCAGCGACGGGCCUGCUCCAACGCCACCUGGAACAGUAUCCACAAUGGAGUAAUAGCUGUUUUCCAGAGAAAAGGCCUUCCGGAGCAUGAGCUGUACAACCUCAAUGACGGAGUCCGGCAGCUGCUGAAAACUGAGCUGGGAUCCUUCUUUACGGAAUAUUUACAGAACCAGCUUCUUACAAAAGGCAUGGUCAUCCUGAGGGACAAGAUCCGGUUUUAUGAAGGACAGAAACUUUUGGAUACCUUGGCUGAAACUUGGGAUUUCUUUUUUAGUGAUGUCCUGCCCAUGCUCCAGGCCAUAUUCUAUCCUGUGCAGGGGAAAGAGCCCUCUGUCCGCCAACUAGCUCUUUUGCACUUCAGGAAUAUUAUAACCCUCAAUAUCAAACUGGAAGAUGCUCUGUCCCGUUCCCGAGCAAGAGUUCCUCCUUCAAUUAUUCAGAUGUUGCUUAUCCUUCAGGGUGUCCAUGAAUCAAAAGGAGUGACUGAAGACUACUUGAAACUGGAAUCUCUGAUACAGAAGGUCGUUUCCCCUUACUUGGGCACCUAUGGCUUGUACUCAAAUGAGGGGCCCAUCACUCACUCUUCGUGUUUUUUAGAAAAGCGAUUCUUCCGGCGCUCUAAAUCAGGAGACAUCCCCGCCAAGAACCCUGUGGUGCGAUCCAAAAGUUACAACAACCCCCUGCUGACUCCAGUAGCCGAGUAUGAAACGGAGGGGGCGGCCCCCAACAGCUCCGGCAUCCGAAGGCACUCUGUCUCCGAGAUGACCCUGUGCAUGGAGACACAGGACUACUCCAAUCUAACGACGAUCAUGGACAGCGGCUCCAGGAAUUCAAUGGCUACCACCAAAAACUCACACUCGGGAGAGGCAGAAAGGCUGUCUGCUGGCUGUGCGCAGUGCACUGGCCACCUCAAGGCACCAGAGCCACCCAAAGGACUCUCCUACCCAGGGGGUGACCCGAGCAGGGCAUUUGAGCUGUCCAGAGACCAAGACUUACUAGCCAUCGCCCCUACAGCCAGCCCGGAGAAUAUUGUGGACCAGAUUUUGGAGUCAAUAGAGUCGGAUUCCGAUGGGAUUUUCAUGGAGUUUGGCCAAAGCGGCUCCAGUUCAUCCGAGUACAACAUGGAUGUGAACAGACAGAGCGUCCUCUGAAGGACUCUGGGUGACGAUCUCGGUUCACGCUUAAGGACACCGCUGUGGGAUUCAGCAAAACCUGUCUUACGCCAUCUUGCGAGGGAGUCUCCCAGAAUACCUGAAUAAUCAGAAAUUGAGGGAGGGGAUGUCCUUCUGACCAGAGUGAUACUCGAGGGACUGAUAGAAGAUUUAGAUAAUGGUGGUACCGUUUAGCCAUAGGUGUCAGACUGUUUUUCCGGCCAGGUGCCUUCAGCUGCAAACCAGGCCCAUUGCAGGGACAGGUGCUGCAGCACAGGAAGUGGGGCCUUUGCGACAGACCUGGCUGGAGGAUGAGGGCCUGCAGCGUAAUGUCAGAUCUGCUCUCCUCCCUCCCUCCCUCUGCUGUGUGACCUGGCCCCUUGCUCAGCAGGCCAAGGGCAAAGGGGGUCUCUGGACAUGACUGGCCGUCGUCGUUCUGUCUUGGGCCUGGUCCAUUCAUUACCCGUAUGGUGUGGAAACUGCUUCCACGUGGUUGGGGGUGCUGGGAUCUCUGUCAGCAGGAGCCAGGGGGACUUGCAGGUGAUGUGGUUCUUUCCAAUAGGAGCACUGCCGGUUCCCUGGCACGAGUUACAUGGCUGUGGAUCAUGACAGCAUCAUUUGCCCAGGCACUGUGAUCAGACGUUGAUGGCGUGGUGUGGGAUCCAAACACCACUCGAAUUUGGGUUUUGGGAUGUACCUGUGUGGCAGUUUCCCGUGUGGGGCUUUAGCAGGAAGUAAAAAUGCAGCUGGCUAUGUGAGCUUACCCUUCUGAGAACCUGACUUGGUCUAGUUAAAGUGAGUUACAGUGAAGUCCCGCUGAUAUUCCUGGGUGCAGUGAAUGACCAUGGCUGGAAGCCCUGGUGCUUUCAAGGGGGUCUGACGUCACUUGGAUCGGAGCUGGUGUGUCCCAGGUGAGGCGAGACGGAAGUUCUCCCUGUCUCACAGUUCAUUCCCGCUUGCAAUGCAUCACUUGGUAUGGCCGUUGUGCUCUGAGGGAUAUGCAUGUAGGGACCUGCCCCAGACAGGCAUGUCCUUCAACCCAUUACUGGUUUCACCUGCUCCUGAGUGGGAAGCAGCCAUCUACAUUGCGGAGGACGUAUUGCUCACUACACAGUGAUUUCUCUUGAGUGGCCAGAGUCGCCUUCCUUUUCUAAUCGGUUUUGCAAAAGCAGGUAUUUUUUCUUUGAAAGAUAAACAUUUCUUUAGGGUUUGAAAGCAAGAAAAGUCCCCCCCCCCAAAAAAAAAGCAAAACCAACCUGUGACUCCCAACAGAGCAGAAUCUGGUGUGGUUUAUUUGUCCUCCGUACUGCCUGUAAGCACUCCUUUUACCAUUUGACAAGU